Pogona vitticeps (central bearded dragon) is the source of this 6720-nucleotide messenger RNA. NCBI's taxonomy places the organism in Eukaryota, Metazoa, Chordata, Lepidosauria, Squamata, Agamidae. The record is from RefSeq and is a predicted model, not a curated record.
GUCCUGAUAAAAUACCUCUCAGGGAAGAAUUUGAACAGAUCAUGCUGAAGGCUAUGCAGGAAUUUGCUCUAAGAGAGCAGACCUUACAAAUGAGCGCACAGUGCAUCUCUUUGUCGCCAGCUCAACUCCCAUGGCUUGCCAGAUUAAUUGCCAGCGUCUCCCAGGACUUGGUGCAUGUGGUGAUCACUCAGAAUUCUCUAGCUGAAGGCAUUUCAGAAACGCUGCGAUCUCUGAGUGAAAUGAAGUGCCCACAGAGGCUGCCAGAUUAUGUUGUCACCAUCUGCACAUCGAAGAUAAGAGGAAAUGAGUUCUGUGUCAUGGUUCUAGGUCAGUAUCAGUCGAGAGCAUUGGCAGAGAGCAUGCUUACCACCAGUGAGUUUUUAAAGGAGAUCAGUUAUGAGCUUAUUACUGGGAAAGUUAGUUUCUUGGCAUCACAUUUCAAAAACACAUCUUUAGGUGAUGAAUUGGACAAGUUGCUAGAGACAAUGCAGCAGAGACGAGGAGAUAAUGUUGUAAUCCCAUUCAAUGGAGAUGUUAAUGAAUGUGUGUCAUCUCAAGAAGCGGCUGCCAUGGUUUCCUCCCAGGAAUUGGAUUUGGACAGUGAAACCUUCCAAAUUUAUCAGCCACAGCUCACAAUUGCCAGAAAGCUCUUGUCACAAGUGUGUGCCAUAGCAGACAGUGGAAACCAAAGCCUAGAUCUGGGCCAUUUCAGCAAAGUAGAUUUCAUUGUGGUGGUCCCCCGUUCAGAAGUGCUGGUCCAACAAACCCUUCAACGGAUUCGACAAUCAGGUGUUCUUGUAGACUUGGGCCUUGAAGAAAAUGGAACAGCUUACCAGAAAGCUGAAAAAUAUGUGGUGCGGCUAGACAAUGAAAUUCAAACCAAAUUUGACGUUUUCAUGAGGCGGGUGAAGCAGAAUCCAUACACACUCUUUGUGUUGGUACAUGACAAUGCCCAUGUGGACUUCACAAGUAGCUUCUCAAACUCUGUGUCCCAUGGAGAGCCAAGCAACGGACUUGCGGAUAGAGUGAUAAACUGCAGAGAGGUUCUUGAAGCUUUCAAUCUCCUUGUCCUUCAAGUGAGUUCUUUCCCUUAUACUCUUCAAACUCAGCAGUCCAGAAUCAGCUCUGCCAAUGAGGUGCACUGGAUACAGUUUGGCAACAUGCAGGAAGAACUAAGCCAAGAUGAAAAAUUCUAUUUUGGUCUGAAUGAAUACAGCAAAUCCCUGCAGUGGGGAAUCACAAGUCCGCUUCUGAGAUGUGACGAAACCUUUGAAAAAAUGGUGAAUACACUCUUAGAGAGGUAUCCUCGGCUGCACAGUAUGGUGAUUCGCUGCUAUCUCCUUAUUCAGCAGUAUUUGGAAGCACUGAUGGCUCUUACCACUAUGGCCUCACUCAGAGACCACAGCACACCUGAGACUCUCAGUAUUAUGGAUGAUAUCAUCACUGCACCUGGCAAGGAUAAAAACGGCCGUGGCCACAUGCUGGUUAUUAGGAUUCCUUCUGUGCAGCUGGCAAUGCUGGCAAAAGAGAGGUUGCAGGAAGCACGUGAUAAACUUGGCCUCCAGUAUCGUUUUGAGAUCAUUUUGGGGAACCCAGCUUCAGAAAUUACUGUUGCCAAGCACUUUGUGAAGAGGUUAAAGGCAUGGAGAGGAGAUGAGCGAGAGGAUUGGUUUCCUCAUACUUACCAAGAUUUGGAAGGUCUGCCUUGUAUUGUGGUUCUAACUGGCAAGGAUCCGUUAGGAGAAACAUUCCCCAGGUCUUUGAAAUACUGUGAUCUUCGGCUAAUAGACUCAAGCUAUUUAACUCGCACUGCCUUAGAACAAGAAGUAGGCCUGGCAUGCUGUUAUGUUUCAAAGGAAGCAAUCCGAGGACCUAUUGUGGCCCUUGACCUUAGUGGGAAGGAGCAAGAGAAGGCCGGUGUCAGUGAGAACGAUGCUGAGGAGCUGUUGAUUGACUUGGAGAGACCCCAGAGUAACAGCAGUGCUGUGACCGGAACUUCAGGUUCCAUAGCAGAAAAUGGUGUGAGCUCUUCCAGUACCGCUGACAAGUCCCAGAAGCCGCCAUCAUCCCUAAAUUUCCAAAAUGUGGCCAAUAGCUCGGUCGAUGAAGGCUUUGCUGCUACAGAGAACUUGAAACAAGAAUGUGACUCUUUAGGCAACCAGAUAGCAAGCAGUACCACUUCAAAAUUGUCAGCAGCCUCCCCUUCUGUCAGCCAGACAUUCCAGUGGUCUAGCCAGUCUGUGAAAGAACACAAGAAUUUGCAUGUGGCCUUACCUCGAAUUGUGAUCCUGUCUAAAGCUGCCUAUUGCCUCCUUGGCUCACAGAAAAGUGGGCACCCGCCUUUCUCUUCUUCUUCUCUCUUGCCUCAUGCCGAUGUGUCUUGGGUGAGUUCUUUAAGGCCUUUGAUGCAUAAAGAUACGACUAGUGAAGAGCAGUCAUUGUACUACAGGCAGUGGACUUCAGCACGGUUACACCAUGCGGACCACAAUAACCACAAUGAAACUGCUAGUGGUACCAGAGGCUUUCACCCACGACGAUUGCUUCUGACAGGACCUCCACAGGUUGGGAAAACUGGCUCUUAUUUGCAGUUCCUACGAAUUCUUUUUCGCAUGUUGAUCAGAUUGUUGGAGGUGGAUGUAUAUGAUGAAGAAGAGAUUAAUAUCGGUCAUACAGAGGACAACAAAAUUGCCCAGUCUAGCACUGAUCAGUGGCCUGAUGUUGAAAUCAUCAGUAAAAUGAUUUUUGACCUCAGAGUACAUGAUCCUAAAUACACCCUUAUGAGCCCAAUUUAUACUGAGCAACUGCAAAAAAUAAAGCAAGAACCAAGCAAAGACAUCAAAGCUGAGGAACCCAGAAAACGGGAAACUGUGUCUAUGAUGCUGACAAAAUAUGCAGCUUACAAUACUUUCCAUCACUGUGAACAGUGCCAUCAAUAUAUGGACAUAAAUCCUUCAGCACCGAUGCCUGACUCCACCCUACAUGCAUUUACAUUCUCAUCAUCGAUGUUGGGAGAAGAAAUUCAGCUUCAUUUUAUAAUCCCGAAAUCCAAAGAGAGCUAUUUUGUCUUCAGCAAGCAGGGCAAGCAUUUGGAAAGUAUGCGUCUUCCUCUUGUGUCUGAUAAGAAUAUGAAUGCAGUAAAGAGUCCUAUUUUUACUCCGUCAAGUGGGCGCCAUGAGCAUGGCCUCUUGAACCUUUACCAUGCUAUGGAAGGCAUCAACCAUCUUCAUCUUCUCGUGGUCAAGGAAUAUGAAAUGCCACUUUAUCGCAAAUAUUGGCCCAACCAUAUCAUGCUGGUUUUGCCAGGCAUGUUCAACAAUGCUGGAGUCGGUGCUGCCAGAUUCCUUAUUAAGGAGCUUUCUUAUCAUAACUUAGAACUGGAGAGAAAUCGGCUGGAGGAACUAGGAGUCAAGCGUCAAUGUGUCUGGCCAUUUAUUGUUGUCAUGGAUGAUUCUUGUGUUUUAUGGAACAGUCAUGGUGUUCAAGAACAGUCCAGCGAGUCCAUGGAUCAAGGUUCGACCAGUAAAAAUGUGUCUCUGAAGACUGUUCUGCAGCACAUUGAAGCCACACCAAAAAUUGUCCAUUAUGCAAUUUUGGGCAUUCAGAAAUGGAACAGCAGGCUAAAUUCCAGACCACCCAAAACUCCCUUUUCCAGGUGCCACAUCCAUGACUUCAUAAUGCUCAACAUAGAUCUGACCCAAAAUGUGCAAUAUGACCUAAACAGGUAUUUCUGUGAAGAUGUAGAUUUUAACCUGAGAACAAACAGUAGUGGCCUGCUUAUCUGUUGCUUUAACAACUUCAGCCUCAUGAAAAAACACAUCCAGGUUGGAGGUCAAAAGGACUUUGAUAUUAAGCCUAAAAUCAUGAUAUCAGAGUCCUUGACUCCAAUAAUGCCUCUUCAGUAUGUCUGUGCUCCAGACAGUGAGCAUACACUCUUGGCAGCUCCUGCUCAGUUUCUCUUAGAGAAGUUCCUUCAACAUGCUACAUACAAACUAUUCCCAAAGGCUAUCCAUAAUUUCAAGAACCCCAUUUUGGCAGUUGACUGCUAUCUGAACAUUGGACCUCAGGUAGCUCUUUGCUAUGUCAGUUCACGGCCUCAUUCUGUUAAUGUCAACUGUGAAGGCGUGCUUUUCAGUGGACUUCUCUUGUAUCUUUGUGACUCAUUCGUAGGAGCAGAUUUUCUGAAGAAGUUCAAGUUCCUGAAAGGUGCAACUCUCUGUGUGAUCUGCCAAGAUAGGAGCUCCUUGCGUCAAACUAUAGUUCGUUUAGAGCUGGAAGAUGCGUGGCAGUUUCGUCUGAGAGAUGAAUUUCAAACUGCUAACAGUAGUGAAGAUAAGCCCCUGUAUUUUCUUACCGGACGUCAUAUAUAAGCUUGAGAAAAUAUGAAAGGAAAAGAACUAGCAAGACUGGUCAUGUUUUUUCCCCUUCUUUUCAUUUAAAGUACAAUCACUGUGGAGUAAAGUGCAACCAAUACCUGCGUUCACUACGCAAAGGAUAUCCCAAAUUUCUAGCUCAGUCCCUACAUGCUUAUCUGUUCUGCGACUGAAGGAGUAUUGACUCAAGUUAAUUCUUUACGGGUCACCAUUGCAGAAGCUAAGGUAAUGCCAUCCCUGCUGUGACCCUGGAUAUGGAGAACAGCAUUUUAGUAGGUGUUCACUUAAUCCCUUUUGUGCUACGCUAAAGAGGGGAAAUUAAAUUGACUUUCAGCCUCUGACAACUUGAAAGUGUUACACAAGAUUUACACAAAGAACGUGGAAUCAUUUGAAGAUAAUAUGUUGAGGAACGCGGUCUGUUUCUCUUCAUAUCUGUACUUUUGGUACGGUAUACUCAGGGGUUUGAAACUGCAAAGUAACAUAGAUAUUUGUGUUUAAAAGAGUAAUCUUUGUUCACUUUCUGUGCAGUGUUAGCUUAAGGUUUGUAAUUUUAUAUGUAUUGGAACAGUUCUGGCAAAAUUUCCACAAAUUUUAAAAGUUUACUACAUAAGCCUGAACAAACCAAUGAAUGUAUGGCAGGCAUUGUAUGCAGAUGCAAGUUUGUUUGACAACUGUUAUUCCACUCUUCGGGGUACCUGUUGGUGUGAAUCCAGGGAUUUAGACAUUGACAGAGGAGAUCACCUCAACAGGACAUAAUUUUCCCCUCCCCUCACCCCAGCAGUUAUGUAUGGAAGAGGAUCCAGAAAGAUAAGCUGCAUGCAGAAACAUGUUUCUGCACAUGGAUCAUCCUUGAUUGUAGUUUGAAAAGCAUCUGGUCAGCCAGCUCAAGUGUAUGCAUAUUGUCUGCUCAGUGCAACAAAACUACAUGAAAGUUACUUCUGUCCUUAGCGCUCUCUGAUAUUAUUUCAAAAUGACUAAGCAACUUGUAGCUCUCUUCCUGUCCAUCCCUUCCCCCUUUGUUUUCCCAUGGUCAUCUUACUUGCUUGAACUUUCUGUAGUCCUUGGGAGGAAGAAGGCUGGUUUUAUUCUUUUACCUGGAAUAUUUUGAGCAGAGAUUGGACUCAAUGGCCUUAAGACUCCCCCUUCCACCUUCAUUUUUCUAUGAUAUAUAAUUCCACAAAUAAUAAACAGUCAAUUAAACAGUAAUAAUGGGUUCAAUACAUCAUGACAUAGUUAUGGCUGAAGCAAGCCAGAAGCUAAAAAAUCACUUUCAACUGAGCUGGGACCAACAACAGAAACUGUGUUCUCUUAAAUAAAGGUCUUAAAACACACUUGGAAAUGUUGGCCAGUAUAUUGUGAAUACUUAGGACUACAAUCCUAUUGAGGGAAUGCUGAAAGGAGGGGCACUCUCAUAAGCAUCCUGUCCAGGAGAUUGCCUCCACACACCUAAUCUUACACUGGCUGUGAGGUUAGUCACACGUCAGAGGGUGCAAGCCAUAGUGUACUUGCCCUUACGUGCUCAGUCUUUCUCAGAAGGCUUCUGGCCUUAAGCUGGAUCUGUGUGCAGAGUGGGCUCUUAAUAGCUUCUUUCAACAAGGUAGCCUUGUUAGUCUCUUUUAGCAUGCAUAUGGAAACAAACAAACAAACAGAAGUCUUCUAGAUAAAUGACAGACUAGCACAUGUAUUUUAGUGUGAUAUUCUGUGGAUUACCACCCAUUUCUACAGACAUGUGGAGUAUAAUACUUAGGUCACAGUAUCAUUCCUCUUGUAAUCUUACAGUGGGAAGUCUGUGCCUACAGACAGCACCCCUCCCCAAGUUUACAAAUUACUCACCCACAACAUAGAUACAGAGGAACAAGAGCCUGAUAUAAACCUAGGCCCCAGCCAUGUCACCAACAGCAAAUAGGGCCUAUGUACAUAUUCAGUUUCUAAUGUGUUAUGUAUCAGGAGCCUUAUGGUGCUGUGGUUAAACUGGAGUACUGCAGCCAAGACUCUGCUCAUGAUUUGAAAUACUGUACAUCUCAUGUAGCCAGCUGAAGGCUGUCUCAACCUUUGAUUCAUCUGAACUCAAUAAAUUGAGUACCCAACUUGCUGGGUGAAGCGGGGGCAAUGUGUAGCCUGCAUAAUUCAUUGUAAACUGCCCAGAGAGUGCCUUAAAGCACUAUGGGGUGGUUUAUAAGCAACACACUUUUCUUUACAGCCAGCAGUGCCCCUCUGCAUUUUACGUAGAGCAGAUAGGACAUUCUCUGUACAAAAUAAAAGGCCAUAAACCUGACAUCAGAAAUGGUAAUAUACAGAAGUCAAUGCUAAAACACUUCAACUUUUCAAACAAAAAAGGAUUUUAUCUCAA